Molecule: messenger RNA, 1211 nt
Organism: Sorghum bicolor (sorghum)
Lineage: Eukaryota; Viridiplantae; Streptophyta; Magnoliopsida; Poales; Poaceae
Product: ras-related protein Rab-2-B
Exons: 6
Coding region: 251-883 (210 amino acids)
Cellular component (GO): Golgi apparatus
Molecular function (GO): GTP binding; GTPase activity
Source: RefSeq, a predicted model, not a curated record
CCCACCGCCCAGCCAGCGAGGCGCCCCGUUGGAAUCCGCUGGAACGGGACGCGUCGCCAUUCGCUGCCGCGUCCAGUUACGUUUCGCUAGCUCCGUUCGCGUUCGCGUUCCCGUUCCCGUUCCCGUUCGGCCUUGACAAUCCCCACCCCAAGUCCCCAACGACGCAGGAUCGAACCGAAUCCUCCGGAACUCGCCGCCGUAGGACCGCCGCCGCCGCCAGGACCGGCCGACCCGAUUCCAUCGAUCGAGGAUGUCGUACGCCUACCUCUUCAAGUACAUCAUCAUCGGCGACACAGGCGUGGGGAAGUCGUGCCUGCUGCUGCAGUUCACGGACAAGCGCUUCCAGCCCGUGCACGACCUCACCAUCGGCGUCGAAUUCGGCGCCCGCAUGAUCACCAUCGACAACAAGCCCAUCAAACUCCAGAUUUGGGACACGGCUGGCCAAGAAUCAUUCAGAUCUAUUACUAGGUCAUACUACAGAGGUGCUGCUGGUGCCCUUUUGGUUUAUGAUAUCACUAGGAGGGAGACCUUCAAUCAUCUCGCAAGUUGGCUAGAAGAUGCAAGGCAGCAUGCAAAUGCUAACAUGACAGUGAUGCUGAUUGGAAACAAAUGUGAUCUUUCUCAUAGACGUGCUGUCAGCUAUGAGGAAGGCGAACAGUUUGCCAAGGAGCAUGGUCUGGUCUUUAUGGAGGCAUCUGCUAAAACUGCACAAAACGUUGAGGAGGCAUUCAUUAAGACCGCUGGUACAAUAUACAAGAAAAUCCAAGAUGGCAUAUUUGAUGUAUCAAAUGAGUCCAAUGGGAUCAAAGUUGGCUACGUUGUUCCCAACUCAUCUGGAGGUGGUGCUGGCUCGUCCUCCCAGGCUGGUGGCUGCUGCAGUUGAGUGGUGGCAGCGAGUCAUACAAUUGCACAAGUUUCUCCCUGCACUAUCUUGAUGUUUGCCUAUAGCUGGCCCCGGAUGAUUUGUUCUUUCAGCCAUCACGUUUCAAUCCAUGAACAAACCAUCUCCAGUGUUAGCUGUCAUUUAUACUUGUGCAAUCUUUCUGUAAAGCCAAUCAUUGACGAUUACUACCCUAUGUGUCUUCUGUAACCAAAUUGAAAUCAGUUUUAUGGUAUUCAUUUGUUCAAAAUGUAUAUAUGCUUCUGUGCCAAGUCAUGUUGUUUCCCUGCAACCCUAUCCCUACGAUGAAAUUUGGUGGAGCUUAUAGCUA